AUGCGUCGCCAUGUCCAACAUUCAGCGAUUUUGCUGUGCCUCCCGAGCGCAUGUACUGGGCUUCAAUCGGAAGACCCACCGGCUACAGUACAGUUCGACCUCGUAUUCCCCCCCCCCCCCCCCCCCCCCCCCCCCCCCCCGCCUUACUCCUUGAUCACGCCCUACUACCCAUCAUCCGUCAUCUUCGCGGUUCACAACUUCUCCGCCAUCGGCCAAAAAACUGUCUUCUGGAGGUGGAACAUCACUGAUGGGUUCGACACGGCAAGGUAUGAACCACGCAUCAUCGUGGCCUCCGGUAAAAGUCGACCCGAUACCAUUGAGGUAGAACUUUCCCCCGUUAUUUUGCUCACGAUCGAGCUUGUUUCGCUAUUAUGGAACAAUACUCUGGAUGAUUUCCGUCUGAGCUACACCUUCGGUCUGACGUACGCCUGUGGCAAUACAACCGGGCUGCCGCCAGACAGCCCGGAUACCACUGUGCGAUUUGAGCGAGAGACCAUGUUUGGACUAUUAGGAAACUACUCAGACGAAGACAACGACUCUAUAACGCUCGCGAGGAAGGGACGCUGCGGCAGACCGAUUGGGUCUAUCGGAGUUCAGAAGCGGCCCUUCAACAAUUCGGAGCAAGCAUGUCAGGUUCUCAACCCCUGCAUAAAGCCCACGAAAACGUGUGCGCUACCCAUUGAUGCAAGAGUGACGGAACGAGCGGAGGCUGUAAUGUCCGAAGCAGCUUCCUGUACCAAUCUGACAUGGCCGGACACUAUCGGACUCAUGGGUAAUUGCAUAUCUCAGGAGACUGGGAACGAUGACAUGAGGGCUGGUGUUGGUAUCGUCGACCCGGGUGCGCACCCAGGGUGCACAUUGUGGCACGAAAACCUGGACAACAACAUUUCUUGUUGCCUCGUCGCGUACUUUUAUCUCAUUACAACCCCUGAAUUGUUCGCGUGGAACCCCUCCCUUACCAGUGAAUGCGGGAAUUACCAGGUUGGCCGUAGCUACUGUGUUGAAGUUGGUACCAAGAUCAGUUCUUCUACAACAACUUCAUCGAUCAGGAUAUCUCCGAUUGCCUCAAGUUCCAAGCUGUCUUCCACGCCAGGCCUUCGUUCUCCCACUACGUCGCCAGUUACCACAACUGCCCCCGCAUCUUCUUUCGCACCACCAAUGACUACGUUAUCUGCGACAUCAGGCGUAGCGUCUUCGACGUAUUCUUGGAACGGAAUCGCUACACUCCGCUACUACCCAUACUGGAGCUUACAACAAGUCAGAUAUCAACAUGAAGAGAUGCUUGGUGACCUCUCGCUUGUCGUCUUGCAAUACAUAACCGACGCAAACCGGCAGCACGUCCUCCUCUUCCAAAAGCAGCAACUCGCGCUCCACCUUACCUACAAAGACGAAAUGGCUAUUACCACCUCUUCCCCAAGAGCCGCGCUUCGAGCCCGGCGCUACAGAAAUGAACACCACACCCUCGGCGCCGAGAGGACAGAGGCGUUCAUCGUCGAAGCAAACCAACUCUGCCCCCCAAUCACCCGCAACGCGACCAACCUCAUGCAAGCCAAGCUGCCGCGCGAACUCCGCGACAUGAUACACGGAAUCUUCUGGGCGGAACUGGAGCCCUGGCGUAUCCGUUGGAUAUGGUGUGCUGCUCCGGGGUUCUCCGAUGACUGCAACGACGAAGAAGCGCAUAGUCCGAUGUCGCUUUCGGGGUUUGAGGAACAGCGCCGCGAUGUCAAGGUGUACGAACCGGAUAAGGCGUUCUUCAACACUGUGUACUUCAACAAGGAGAUUCUGUUAGAGUUGGCCGAAGAUUGGUAUUAUAAGUUUGGGCUGUUUGUUCCGGAUCGAGAGCAUCUUGAGUCGUUUCUGGUGCAUGGUGGGGUUAUGAGUGUGGUAUAG
Messenger RNA from Alternaria rosae, 1890 nucleotides. RefSeq lists its product as uncharacterized. The record is from RefSeq and is a predicted model, not a curated record. The transcript is spliced from 5 exons. Lineage: Eukaryota; Fungi; Ascomycota; Dothideomycetes; Pleosporales; Pleosporaceae. Bases 1 to 1890 code for a protein of 629 amino acids.